AUGAGUGAUUAUAAUACAGCUACAACACCAUUAAAAAUUGGAGCAAAGUUGAAAAAGGAAACAAAUGAUGAGUUUGUAAGUGCAACACUGUACAAAAAAAUCAUUGGAUCUUUGAGAUUCAUGGAAAACCCCCAAAAGUGUUAUCUUGUUGCAGUGAAGAGAGUGUCAAGAUGCAUUAAAAGUACAAUUGAUCAUGGUGUGCUGAUGUCGAGGAAGAAGAAUGUCACCAUAGAUACAGAGGUACAUGGUUACACUAAUUUAGAUUUCAAUGGAGAUCAAAACGAGAAGAAGAGUAUUGUAGGCUACAUAUUCAUGAUUGGAGGUGUCCAAAUCUCAUGGAGUUCAAGAAAGCAAAACAUUGUGGCUUUGUCAUCUUGUGAAGGUGAGUAUGUGGUUACAUCAUAUGUAAUAUAUCAAACAACAUGGAUAGAGAUGUUGCUCGAAGAGCUCAAGAUAAUGAAACCUAAGAAAAUGAAGUUGUUUGUCAAUAACAAGUCGGUUAUCAGCUUGGCAAAUCAUCCAGUGUGUCAUGGUUAA
Molecule: messenger RNA, 537 nt
Organism: Lathyrus oleraceus (garden pea)
Lineage: Eukaryota; Viridiplantae; Streptophyta; Magnoliopsida; Fabales; Fabaceae
Product: secreted RxLR effector protein 161-like
Exons: 2
Coding region: 1-537 (178 amino acids)
Source: RefSeq, a predicted model, not a curated record